CGCGGGGCGGCAGCGGCAGCAUGCGGGGCUGCGGGCCGCUCGCGCUGCUGUGCGCGCUGCCCUGGCUGCUGCCGGCGGCGGGGGGCCGCCGCGACCCCCGCGACCCCGCCAGGGGCGCAGACUUCGACCGCGUCUACAGCGGGGUGGUGAGCCUCAGCACCGAGAACAUCUACUCCUUCAACUACACCAGCCUGCCGGGACAGGUGAAUGCUGUGAGGGUCUAUGUGAACAGUUCCACAGAGAACCUCAACUACCCAGUCCUGGUUGUGGUUCGCCAACAGAAAGCGGUACUGUCCUGGCAGGUGCCACUCCUCUUCCAAGGACUGUACCAGCGGACCUACAACUACCAGGAAGUGAGCCGUACUUUAUGUCCCUCAGAAGCGACCAACGAAACAGGACCUCUGCAGCAACUGAUAUUUGUAGAUGUUGCGUCCAUGGCACCCCUGGGUGCGCAGUACAAACUGCUGGUCACCAAAAUCAAGCACUUCCAGCUGCAGACAAACGUUCCCUUUCACUUCACUGCCAGCCCCUCUCAACCUCAGUAUUUCCUGUACAAAUUUCCUAAAGAUGUGGAUUCAGUUAUUGUUAAAGUCAUGUCCGAAGUGGCUUAUCCAUGUUCUGUGGUCUCAGUUCAGAAUAUUAUGUGCCCGGUGUAUGAUCUUGACCACAAUGUGGAAUUCAAUGGCGUCUACCAGUCCAUGACCAAGAAAGCGGCCAUCACACUACAGAAGAAGGAUUUUCCAGGGGAGCAGUUCUUUGUGGUGUUUGUGAUAAAGCCAGAAGAUUAUGCCUGUGGAGGAUCUUUCUUCGUCCAGGAAAAGAAUAACCAGACCUGGAAUCUACAACGAGCAAAGAACCUUAAAGUAACCAUUGUUCCUUCUAUUAAAGCAUCCGUUUAUGUAAAAUCAAUUCUUCUCAGUUGCCUCAUCUUCUUCUCCUUCUACUUGGGAUGCCUGUUUAUUGCGUUUGUCCAUUAUAUGAGGUUUCAAAGAAAACCCAUUGAUGGAAGCUUUGGUUCCAAUGAUGGUUCUGGAAAUAUGGCAGUCUCACAUCCAAUUGCAGCCAGCACCCCUGAAGGAAGCAAUUAUGGGGCAAUAGAUGAAUCAAGCUCCAGUCAGGGCCAACAGAUGUCUUCCUCAGAUGGCGGGCAAGCGGGUCAGUCUGACACAGACAGCUCCGUGGAGGAGAGUGACUUUGACACCAUGCCUGACAUUGAGAGUGAUAAAAAUGUCAUCCGAACCAAGGUGUUCCUUUACCUGUCGGAUCUCUCUAGAAAGGACCGGAGAAUUGUCAGCAAAAAAUAUAAGAUUUAUUUUUGGAACAUUGUCACCAUUGCUGUGUUUUAUGCACUGCCUGUGAUCCAGCUCGUGAUCACCUACCAGACAGUGGUAAAUGUCACUGGCAACCAAGACAUCUGCUACUACAACUUCCUCUGUGCUCACCCCUUGGGAGUCCUGAGUGCUUUCAACAACAUUCUCAGUAACCUAGGCCACGUGCUCCUGGGGUUCCUCUUCCUGCUGAUAGUCUUGCGCCGGGACAUUCUCCAUCGGAGAGCUCUGGAAGCCAAAGACAUCUUUGCCAUGGAGUACGGGAUUCCCAAACACUUUGGUCUCUUCUAUGCCAUGGGCAUCGCAUUGAUCAUGGAAGGAGUUCUCAGCGCCUGCUACCACGUCUGCCCUAAUUAUUCCAACUUCCAAUUCGACACUUCCUUCAUGUACAUGAUCGCCGGCCUGUGCAUGCUGAAGCUCUAUCAGACACGCCACCCCGACAUCAAUGCCAGCGCCUACGCCGCCUACGCCUCUUUCGCCGUGGUCAUCACACUCACCGUCCUCGGAGUGGUGUUUGGAAAAAAUGACUUGUGGUUCUGGAUCAUCUUCUCUGCCAUCCAUAUUCUGGCCUCUCUGGCCAUCAGCACGCAGAUCUACUACCUGGGCCGUUUCAAAAUAGAUGUUUCUGACACAGCAGAUCUGGGGAUGUUCCGGCGGGCCGCGAGGGUCUUCUACACAGACUUCGUCCAGCAGUGCAGCCGGCCUCUGUACAUGGAUAGAAUGGUGUUGCUCAUCGUGGGGAAUCUGGUUAACUGGUCCUUCGCCUUCUUUGGACUCAUGUAUCGGCCCCGGGACUUUGCUUCCUACAUGCUGGGUAUCUUCAUCUGCAACCUGCUGCUCUACCUGGCCUUUUACAUCAUCAUGAAGCUCCGCAGCUCAGAGAAGGUCCUCCCCAUCCCUCUAUUCUGCAUCAUCGCCACGGCUGUGGUGUGGGCUGCUGCCCUGUAUUUUUUCUUCCAGAAUCUCAGCAGCUGGGAGGGAACUCCAGCUGAGUCCCGGGAGAAGAACAGGGAGUGCGUUCUGCUCAACUUCUUUGAUGACCAUGACAUCUGGCACUUCCUCUCUGCUACGGCCCUAUUUUUCUCAUUCUUGGUGUUGUUAACCCUGGAUGAUGAUCUGGACGUUUCUCGGAGAGACCAGAUCCCUGUCUUCUGAUCCCACAGCAUUAAGAUAGGGAGAGAGAGAGACAGCUCAAUCUUGGUGCUGUUUCAAGAAAUACAACAAAAUUGUAAAGCUGCCACUGCCAAAUGCUUCAUCACCCUAUGAUCAACCAAGUCUGCACUCAUUCACGCCGGGGGAGAAGAGACAGGGGUGAUCCAAGCAUUCAAGAAGCUAGACAGGACAGGAAACACUGGCUCUGGGCAGAGGAUGGCCUCAAAGAAUCCAGAUACUCCAUCCUCUUCUGCUUACAACUCUGACUUGGACAGGAAUAAAAGCUGCAUGAAAACUAGGCCCCAA
This is a messenger RNA of Sorex fumeus (smoky shrew), 2786 nucleotides long. RefSeq names its product SID1 transmembrane family member 1 (gene SIDT1). The transcript has 26 exons. Gene Ontology annotation, cellular component: membrane. The record is from RefSeq and is a predicted model, not a curated record. The coding region runs from base 21 to 2483 and encodes 820 amino acids. Lineage: Eukaryota; Metazoa; Chordata; Mammalia; Eulipotyphla; Soricidae.